Molecule: messenger RNA, 1158 nt
Organism: Aspergillus nidulans FGSC A4
Lineage: Eukaryota; Fungi; Ascomycota; Eurotiomycetes; Eurotiales; Aspergillaceae
Exons: 2
Coding region: 1-1158 (385 amino acids)
Source: RefSeq, a predicted model, not a curated record
AUGAAGUCUCUCCUCGCCCUUGUGGCAGGAAAUCUCGUCACUGCUGUGUCUGGUCAUGGGUAUUUGACUGUCCCCGCAAGCCGUACCCGUCUGGGCUUCGAGGCUGGAAUAGAUACGUGCCCGGAAUGCUCGAUCCUCGAGCCGGUAUCUGCAUGGCCAGAUCUGACUGCGGCCCAGGUUGGUAGAAGUGGUCCCUGCGGUUACAACGCUCGGGUGAGUGUGGAUUACAAUCAGCCUGGAGAUUACUGGGGAAACGAGCCGGUGGUCUCCUAUACUGCUGGUGAUGUCGUUGAAGUACAGUGGUGUGUAGACCACAAUGGGGAUCAUGGUGGAAUGUUUACAUAUGGUAUCUGCCAGAACCAAACCUUGGUGGACCUGUUCUUGACCCCUGGCUAUCUGCCAACAAACGAAGAGAAGCAAGCUGCAGAAGACUGCUUCUUAGAAGGUGAACUCAGUUGCCUUCAUGUCCCCGGACAGACCUGCAAUUACAACCCCGAUUGCAGUGCAGGUGAGCCAUGUUAUCAAAACGACUGGUUCACCUGCAAUGCUUUCCAGGCAGACAACAAUCGCGCAUGCCAAGGGGUCGACGGGGCAGCGUUGAACUCCUGCAUGACCACGAUCGCCGGUGGAUACACCGUGACCAAGAAGAUCAAGAUCCCCGAUUACUCAUCCAGCCAUACCCUCCUCCGAUUCAGAUGGAAUUCGUUCCAGACAGCCCAGGUGUAUCUGCACUGCGCUGAUAUUGCUAUUGUGGGUGGUAGUGGUUCAUCACCUAGCCCUACUUCGACCACAUCCACUGCUACCUCAACGACUACACCUUCUUCCACCAGCUGCGCGUCCGCAAUCUCUAUACCGGUGACGUUCAACGCGCUUGUUACAACUACCUAUGGUGAGAACGUGUACCUUGCCGGAUCCAUCAGCCAGCUAGGUUCCUGGUCGACUAGCUCUGCCGUUGCUCUAUCUGCCAGCAAAUAUAGUUCGUCCAGCCCACUAUGGACCGUGACAGUCGACCUCCCAGUCGGGGCCACAUUCGAAUACAAGUAUAUCAAGAAGGAGUCGGAUGGAAGUAUUGUCUGGGAGAGUGGCCCGAACAGGAGCUACACUGUGCCGACUGGCUGUUCGGGGACAACCGCCACAGAGAGUGGUGCAUGGCGGUAG